Molecule: messenger RNA, 1264 nt
Organism: Vitis riparia (riverbank grape)
Lineage: Eukaryota; Viridiplantae; Streptophyta; Magnoliopsida; Vitales; Vitaceae
Exons: 4
Coding region: 384-1076 (230 amino acids)
Source: RefSeq, a predicted model, not a curated record
ACAAAGCAAGCGGUGAGAGCUGCUUGCCGCGCCUAUCUCUAUGAUGCGCAAGAAUUUAUGGAGGGGUUAAGGGCUGGCCGAGCGCUGACGCUGCUUACUUUUGCAGAACUCGCUUGUGCGGGCCUCCCAAACCCGGCCCUGUCACAGUACAAAAUAAUUUCAGGAUCGUUACUUUUUGGUUUUUUCUUUAAAUUUUUAAGUGCCUGUUAUUUUGUACAACACCUCAAAUAAAAAUUAAUAAAUUAUUUACAAAUAUAAAAUUAAAAACUAUGGAGAGAGUUCCAGAAGCCGUUGGAAGCGAAAACAAAACACCCUCUAAAAAGUGAGAUGAAGCCGAUAGACUUUGAGAGAGGACAAAAGAGUAUUGCAGAGAGUGUAGAUCGAUGGCAAGCGAGAAGAGGAUGACCGUCAAGCUCUUCUGCCCAUCGCUCUCCAAGGUGGUGUCCUACGUGGCUCGUGAGGAUCAGAGGCUGGACCUUGGUUCUAUUGCCCGGACCUUUGGGCUUGAUCCCUGGUCUGUCAAGCUCAACGGCCACUUCAUCAGCAAAGGCCGUGACUUCAUCUCCUCAUCCCUCACCUGGAACUCUCUCCUUUCUUUCUUCUCUUCUCGCUCGCUCCCCACCGGCGCUGUCGAUGCCAACCCCCUCGUCGUCGACGGGAAGCUCUGUAGACCCGGUACUAAGAGAUUACAUGACCCUGCAGAUGAUCAUGAGGAUGUUCUUGCUUGCAGCAAGCCACAGCUUGAAGAUUCCCUCAAAAAGAUAAAGUUGAGGGAAACAAACUCAGGGUGCAAAGAUGAGGAUAAUCUAAUGAUUAAACGCAAUGGUUUUGGCUCAAAGAGAAAGGAAUCAGUGGGAGAUGUCAACCAGCCCAAGAAGUUGAGAGUGCAUGCAACUGAAUCAGCAGGUCCUGGUACAAAUCUAUCUUACAGACAAAGUUCAUGUUUCCAAGGAAGUAAAGAUACCUUGCCCAGUUCCAUUCUGAACACCCAAUUCUGGUGCAGUCACAGUGAAAAUAUGAAAAGGAUGCGAGAGGAUGAGACAGUGAUCCCCCCUUUUUGCAAAAGGACUAGAUGAUCAAGUUUUCCUGCCUCUGCCUUGUCUGGUGUUUCUUUUGUUUUGUUGUGUUCCCAUCAAAAUGCUAGUUCUGUAAAUAUUUAUCAGUGAGAACCAAAUGGUUACAACCUAAAGUUCAUAGAAGGCUGUCCUGUAAUGCUAUGGUAUAAAAAUAUUCCUGAGAAGUAAGUGUCCAUGAUUCUCCGAUA